Molecule: messenger RNA, 1302 nt
Organism: Hypomesus transpacificus
Lineage: Eukaryota; Metazoa; Chordata; Actinopteri; Osmeriformes; Osmeridae
Product: paired box protein Pax-3-like
Exons: 8
Coding region: 1-1302 (433 amino acids)
Biological process (GO): anatomical structure development; regulation of transcription by RNA polymerase II
Molecular function (GO): RNA polymerase II cis-regulatory region sequence-specific DNA binding; DNA-binding transcription factor activity, RNA polymerase II-specific
Source: RefSeq, a predicted model, not a curated record
AUGACGGCACUUGCAGGAGGCAUUCAGAGAAUGAUGCGACCAACUCCACAUCAGAACUACCCGCGGGGAGGAUACUCAUUGGAAGUCUCAACCCCUUUAGGGCAGGGUCGCGUGAACCAGCUUGGUGGUGUUUUCAUCAACGGUCGACCUCUUCCCAACCAUAUUCGGCACAAGAUUGUGGAGAUGGCCCAUCACGGCGUCCGACCGUGUGUCAUCUCCCGCCAGCUCCGAGUGUCCCACGGCUGCGUUUCCAAAAUCUUGUGCCGGUAUCAGGAGACUGGUUCCAUUAGACCCGGGGCUAUCGGAGGCAGCAAACCAAAGCAGACAACAUCACCAGACCUGGACAGGAAAAUUGAGGAGUACAAGCGAGACAAUCCUGGAAUGUUCAGCUGGGAAAUCAGGGAUAAAUUAUUGAAAGAUGGGAUCUGCGACAGGAACAACGUCCCGUCAGUGAGUUCCAUCAGUCGCAUCAUGCGCUGUAAAUUCGGUGGAGUCGGGGAAUAUGAGGAAGAUGAUGAUGAAAUCGAAAAGAGGGAAUUGGAAGAGAGCGAACGACGGACGAAACACAGCAUCGACGGCAUUCUCGGGGACAGAUGUGAGUUAACGAAUUUUAUUAAAUCGAUGCAGAGGCAAUGUGAAGGAGUUACCUCUGUGUGGUUCAGCAACAGGCGAGCUCGAUGGAGAAAGCAGGCAGGAGCCAAUCAGCUGAUGGCAUUCAAUCACCUGAUCCCCGGCGGUUUCCCGCCCUCUGCCAUGUCCAGCCUCCAGCCCUACCAGCUGUCUGACAGCCCCUACCCCCCCACCUCCAUCUCCCAAGUUCCUGAGCAGCCGGGCACGGUCCACAGACCCCAGCCUCUCCCUCCCACCUCAGUGCACCAGACUGGGCUGGGCUCGUCAGCGGGGGCCCAGGACGGGGCCUCCACCUACUGCCUCUCCUCUGGGCGCCACGGCUUCUCCAGCUACUCUGACAGCUUUGGACCCACUCCGGCCCACGGCAACCAGGUCAACCCCUCCAUCAGCAGUGGGCUCUCGCCACAGGUCAUGGGCCUGCUGAACCCAGGCGGCGUCCCUCACCAGCCCCAGAGUGACUUCGCCCUCUCCCCCCUGACAGGAGGCCUGGAACCCGGGGUCGGCAUGGCGGCCAGCUGCCACGGUUCCCAGCGUCUGGAGGCUCUGCCAGGCCUGACCAGCACCCAGUCCUACUGCCCAGCCACCUACAGCUCUCCAGCCUACGCCGUGGACCACCACCCCUCCUACCAGUACAGCCAGUACGGCCAGAGCAAGAUGCCUUUCCUUAUCUAG